AUGCAGCAGACCGAAAAUUCACUGGAUGUCGCCAUCGGCAUUCUCGCUAUGCAGGGUGCAUUCGCAGAGCAUCAGGUGAUGCUGCAGAAGCUCUCGCUGAAGAGACAUAUUGUCAUCGUGCUGGUGAGGACCUCUGAGGAUCUCGCAAGGUGUGAUGCACUCAUCAUUCCAGGUGGAGAGUCGACCACGAUUGCACUCCUUGCGCGGUUAGCUGGCCUUCUGGGCCCGCUGCGGGAGUUCGUGAAGAAGAAGCCGGUGUGGGGCACAUGCGCAGGUGCUAUCUUGCUUGCCCAGGCGGCGGAGGGGACGAAGAAGGGCGGUCAGGAGCUGCUGGGAGGCAUGUCUGUCACUGUGUGUAGAAAUGGCUGGGGAUCCCAGGUAGAGUCCUUUGAGGCACCACUAGAGGUGGAGAGUCUGCGCGAUCCUGAUCGGCCAUUCCAUGGCGUCUUCAUUCGCGCUCCCGUCGUCCUAUCACUCAAUCCGUCCCCAACCGACCCGCCCAUGCAGAUCAUCUCCCGCAUAUCUACCUCUCUACUACCGCACUCACAGACGAUCGUUCCUUCCGACGAGGACGACACUGACCCACGCGACCCGCGCACGAUCGUCGCACUUCGGCAGGGCCGCCAUCUCCUCACAAGCUUCCAUCCCGAGCUCACGAAAGACGACCGUUUCCAUGAGUACUUUGUACGGGAAUGCGUGCUGUCGUCCCUGUCAUAG
Laetiporus sulphureus 93-53 is the source of this 717-nucleotide messenger RNA. Its product is annotated as SNO glutamine amidotransferase. The coding region runs from base 1 to 717 and encodes 238 amino acids. Gene Ontology annotation, cellular component: cytosol; glutaminase complex. The transcript has 5 exons. NCBI's taxonomy places the organism in Eukaryota, Fungi, Basidiomycota, Agaricomycetes, Polyporales, Laetiporaceae. Gene Ontology annotation, molecular function: glutaminase activity. The record is from RefSeq and is a predicted model, not a curated record. Gene Ontology annotation, biological process: pyridoxine metabolic process; pyridoxal 5'-phosphate biosynthetic process.